This is a messenger RNA of Synchytrium microbalum, 4893 nucleotides long. RefSeq lists its product as uncharacterized. Gene Ontology annotation, biological process: cilium assembly. Gene Ontology annotation, cellular component: axoneme. Lineage: Eukaryota; Fungi; Chytridiomycota; Chytridiomycetes; Synchytriales; Synchytriaceae. The coding region runs from base 1 to 4893 and encodes 1630 amino acids. Gene Ontology annotation, molecular function: protein binding. The record is from RefSeq and is a predicted model, not a curated record. The transcript has 25 exons.
AUGUUGGCCAUUGUAAAUGCACUUCGGGCGUCAAAGAGGCAGACAUCUACCACUGACAGUCCAGAAGCCAAUGCUGCUACUGGCAUACUAGGUGGACUCUAUGGAGACUUGGAAUUAUCUUCUUCCAUUGGACAUUCACAAACAUGUCGACCGUGCUUUUUGGAACCUACCGUACUGGCAUAUGUGUCUGGAUCUGUGGUGAAUUCCAUCGAUAUCGCAACAGGAAGGACCAACAAACCCAUUGUUGGAAAAUCUGUCAUCACAGCCAUCGCUUCAAGUCCACGAGACGGCGUCGUUGCAUUUGCUGAACGUGGUAAACUGAGCAUUCGAGUACUGAAAUGGCCUGGUGCUACUUCUACAGGUGUCUCGGUUCAAGUGCCUCAUGGAGACUUGUCAAUAAAAUCAAUGGCAUUCUCGCCAAAUGGCCGAUAUCUUGCCACUUUGGGUGACAUACCUUCCUUCCAAGUGUGUUUAUUCGAUUGGAGGACUGGUACUCUGCUGGCGAGUACACUAAAUGAUGGACCAGCAUCUCUCUUGUCGUUUGAUCCUCAAGAUCCUAGCGUUAUGGUGACGAGUGGUGACAGAAUCGGCGCACGCUUCUUCAAGAUUGAAGGAACACACAAAAAAUGUAAUCUUCGAUCCAUAAAAACCAAAGACGUCAAUGACGAUCCAUUGCUGUCGCUGGAUGUAGAGUUUUCGUCAACCAAGACAUUAGUAUCCCAUGCAUGGACACCAGACAACAAUCUAUUGGUACCUUCGCAUGAUGGGGACUCGAUACUGCUAUACAAUUCUAGAACUGGCGAGCAACAGGAAUUUGUACACUCUCAAGGUUCUGAAACCGACACCAUUCCAAAUCAAAUCAGAGUCGUUGCGGUUUGUGUUGAAGGAGCUGUGAUUGGUUGUGAGGAUGGAAGGAUACACUGGUUGGGUGUAUCAAACAGCAACAAGAUAUCGAAAAGUUUACAAGUUGACAAGUCACCGAUAACGUCUCUAGUACACUCGCCAGACUAUCGAUAUAUGGCCAUCAGUUGCGGCAACGGCAAGAUUUUCAAGUAUGACGUGCAUCCAGAAGACGAAACAGAAAAUCUCAGUUUGGCUGUGGACAUAUGCGGUAGCCAAGUGUCGCAAUUCGCGCUGCUAGCUGCCAACAACACAAUCCUUCUUGGCAGGGACGAUGGCAAACUGAUAUUCUAUGAAGGAGAAAUAUCGACACGUCUCCAAGAUACAGACAUGGAUAUAGGCUCUUGUGUGAUAGCAACCGCUCCAUACUCUCCACUUGUUGCUACUGCAUCCAAAACAGGUGUCCUAAGGAUAUUUAAUGCCGAUGGUGUUACAGAGAAUGCCAAACCCAGAUUAUUGUCUCGUACUCGUCUUCACUCCGGAAGAGUCCUGACUUUAUCUUUUGAUCCGAUUGGACGAUAUCUGGCGUCAAUGGGAGAAGACGGUCGAAUCUUUCUCUGCGAUGUCUUUUCGAAAUUUGAGCCUAUUGGGUACCUGCACGUAUCUGGGCGGCCUGUGAAACUUACUUGGAGUGUGGAUGAAGGUGCCGAUAGUGAUGAGAUGUCUUUGUAUCUUUAUGUGCUGACGACAGAUAAUAAUACGAAAUCGUCAGUGGUGCAUCGAUUCCAACUCCCUGUCGACGACCAUCCACUGGAAGUGGGAGGAGAAGAUAAGAUGACUCUGGUGAAGGUGCCGUUAGAUCCCGUAUUAUAUCAAGCAGACGAUGAGUGGAGAGAUUUUGCAGUUUCUUGGGGACAAUUGACUGGAUACCGGGAAGUGUUUUAUGCCAUGUCUACAGAUCGAUGCCUCAAAGUAUACAAUGGUCGCUCUCGAAAUAAUGGACCAGCGCUUGACGAGGCGAUGCAAAAUGGGACGCCACUAGUUCUGUUAGGGAAUGCCCUCGCUCAGUUUUCGAAUCACGAGAAAACAGACUGUCGACUCACCCUGUCUCCAACCCUGUCAUGGAUCCUAACGUGGUCUGCUGACGGUCACGUCACAGUCCGUUCUGUAUUAGAUCUAGACCAAGCAAUCGUAGUUCCCGUCCAUGAUCCUUCACUUGGAGGUGUAGUUACUGCUCAAUUCUCACGAGAUCAACGUAUCUUGUACACUGUUGGCCGUGAUGGAUUGAUUCGUCUAUGGGAAUGGAAGUAUACUACUGCUGGUCGUCGAGCAGCCACUGAAACAGAAUCUGAGAUUGAACAGUUUGAAGAGAUGCAAGUGGAAUAUGUUGCUACUGUUAUGGAUACGCUGGUCCAUGCUCCUGCCAUCGACGAUGUUGUUGACUCAGAUUCUGAACGAGCCAUAUGGGCAGGACAGGCGACAACGGACAAUAAGCAAAGUAACAUGGAAGCUGAAAUUGAAGAGUACAAGAACUCACUGAGGGCCAGAGCAACUCUCAUUCGAGAACGUAUUACAGAUACCAUCCGUCUCAACGAGACAGUCCCCUCCAAUGAAUCUUUAGAUAAAGGAGAGCUUGUGAUUGAUUUGAGUCGACGUGAUCGACUCUCGACUCAGACUGAGGAACGAGUAUCUCGAGUUCGUGCUGAAGCGGAAGAACAGAAUCUCAAGAUGCGUGUUAUCAGGAAUCGUCUGAAGCGUGAAGUAUGGGACUCAAUGGAAGUUCCAGGAGAGUCCAUCAAAUCUUUCAAUCCGAGUAAACUGACCAACAAUCGGUUUGAAGUGCAAAACUUUGCGAUUCGUAGAAGGUCGUCAGAAGAAUUGGCCAAAAUUACUCGAGUCAAGUUGAUGCGUCGGGUGCAAAUGGUUGUUAAUUCUGCUAUUCUAAAGCCCUCGAAUCGGGAUGACGAAGACGAGAUUCCGAAAUUGGCCUCAUUAGACUCACUACGUGCUGAUGUCAUUCCUGAAGUGAACAAGUAUACCAACAAGGAACUCUUGUAUGAUCCCACAGAGUUGACUACCGUUGAGAAACGUGUACAGCAGAUCGUCUUGUUAUCUGAAGUCGCUAUGGACGUUAAGACUGAAUUCAAUGGUCGCUUCCGAGAAUUUUCCAAAUCUAAACGAGACGAGAUAACCAAGAUUGAGGAGAAGAAUGAUCGAAUUGCUGAGAUUAUGGCUGAUUUGCAGCUUAACGAAGCUAUUCCUCAUCCCACUCUGGACGAUUAUGAAGUUCCAGAACGUGUUAUUGAAGUCAGACCAGACGAGAUCAGAGCUCCCAAGUUCAUCACCCCUGAAGAACGUCGUAAACUGGAGGAGAAGCGUAGGCAAGAUGAAGAACGUCUGCGUGCUCAACAAGAAGAUGAUUCUAAGUCGCGUGCACUUCAAGUCAUGAUGGGUGGAAAGCUUGAAGAUCGUGCCGAAGAGGAAGACGAAGAAGAGCUCGUCGCUCCAGCAUGGAUGACCACCAAAGUGGAAUCCGACAUGAGUGAAGACGAACGCAAACAAGUCAAAGAAUUCGAACGUCAAAUAGCAACAAGACGAGAAGAGCAAGAAAAGUUUCGCAAAGCCCUCGAAGCUGAAUUGAGAAAGUUGCAAGCAACAGCCAAGGACAUGUCUAUUGCCUUUGAUGAUAAACUAGAAGAGUUUGGUGAAGAACGGAAUAAGGCUGAAUCUAAAGUUCUCAAGUAUGAACUUGGAGCCAUCAAGUUGGCACAGAUUUGUGCGUAUGCAGAUGGUGGAGAGAUUCGAGCUGCCACCAUUUUGAGGAAACUUGACGACUUGAGAGUUGAGAAGGCCACUGUGUCUUCGGAAAUCCCUGAAAUCAAGAGGGAUUUGGAGCGAUGUCGCGAAGACUUGGAAUCAGCUCUUCGUCGUGAUAAAGAUAUUGAGAGGCAGUUCAAGCGAGAGUUUGCCGAGUUUGCUGAUCAUAUGGAGACACUGCUCAAACUUUUCAAGAAUCGUGACGUGGUCCAGAACGAUAUUGCCAAUGCCGCCGCAAACUCUUGGUCACCCUACGCCACUCUUGAAACAGAUGCACCAACAGACUCAGCAGACUCUGAGUUGGCACCUUUAAGCGUUGCUGGUCUCCAAGUACAACUGGAUCAAACAGUUCUAGACUAUAUUGCUGAUUUACGAGAACGAAAAUAUGUCACGGAAUGUGAAGUAAAAGCUGCUCAACGACGCUUUCAUGAUGCCUCUGUGAUUGUGCAGAGUAUAUUGGAUGCUAGUGAUAGGCUACGAACUGAUGUGGAGAAUGCUGAGAAGGCUUUGACUAUGAUUGCUGAAGAAGCAUUCUUGGCCAAGUAUGAUUUGGUGCAUUUGAUUGAGCUGAAACAAGGACAGGUGGAAGUCCCAUCAUCAGCAGUCGUGACAGAUUACUCUGACGCAGUCCUGAUUCCGCGCGCCGUGAUUGAAAAGCACAAUGAAGCCAUCUUACAAGUUGGCAAGACAAAAGUAGAUGCCUUGAAAGAAAUGAAGGAUUACCGUAAAGGAAUCUUGAUGCUUGAAUGGCAGAAUUCAGUGCUAGAUUUCCAGGCUGAAGAUUUGACGAAUCGGAUUCGUGAUGUGCAGUUAUUACGAGUUACUAAACAGAUGCAAGAGUAUCUUCGGUCUGGAGAUGAGCACAAGCAAGCUUCUGAAGUUGCUUCUAUUGAGCGAAGGGCCGAGUAUAGUAUACAGAAUCACGGUCAUAAAUUGAGCGAGCAUCGUAAAAGCAUGGCAAGAUUGCAACGACGCAUUCAUGAAAAGAGUAUCGAAAAUAGUGAGUUGGAUUCUGAAUUGGAGAGGCUACGUGAACGCAUGGAAGAGACACGUAGGAUCUACGAUGCACAAUCCGACAAGAUGGCAGUCAAAGCAGAUCCAUUAAAAGAGAUCUAUUCUCGUCGUCGUCUGGUGGAUUAUGCACGUUCGCAGGCUGCAGAUAUCAGUAUCUUGCGUGAGGAAGUUGAACGUUUACGACUCAAGACAUAUCCAUCUUUCCCGGCCAAGCGCCCUUAA